Molecule: messenger RNA, 1249 nt
Organism: Aspergillus brunneoviolaceus CBS 621.78
Lineage: Eukaryota; Fungi; Ascomycota; Eurotiomycetes; Eurotiales; Aspergillaceae
Product: putative proline utilization protein PrnX
Exons: 1
Coding region: 109-1161 (350 amino acids)
Cellular component (GO): cytoplasm
Source: RefSeq, a predicted model, not a curated record
AUACUUCCGUUCAGUCUGGGUCUGGUUACUCGACAGCAUAUUUGCAUUCAUACCUCCUCGAGUCCCUUCUCAAGACCAACAAAUUGGCCGUCCUCAUUCCAUUUCACAAUGCGUAUCCUCGCUGAACCCGAUGUUUCUCAGAUCCUGCGCGAAUUAAACCAGUCGCAAUGCCACGACUUACUCAACGCUCUUUGCGACUCUCUCACCGCAGUCUCCAAUGAAUCGACUGCUCCAGAGACGGAACGCCUUAUCCACCAGCCCCUUCGUAGCACCAUCCUCACGAAGAAACAAAACCUCUCUCUUUUCAUGCCCGUCUCCAACACCGCCAGCACGGGUAUCAAGAUUGUUACUUCCUCUCAGUCUCAUGGCCUCAUCGGAGUCAUCAACAUCUUCUCGCCCGAAGGUAGUCUACAGGGUCUCUUGAGCGCCGCCAAAAUCACCGCUUUCCGCACAGCCCUGACCAUCAUGUCCCUCCUCGUUCGCUGCCAGGCCACGAGUAAGGAGAAUGUGGUCAUUCUCGGCUCUGGUCGCCAGGCGGAAUGGCAUGCUCGCUUAGUUCUCCUCUUGUUCCCAGGACAAGUACGUUCGAUCACCAUCCUGAACCGUGGUCGCAAACGCCUGGAAGAGUUGGAGACAGAGGUCUUGGGACAAUUGCGGGCUACGUAUCCGGAUGUUGCGAUCUCAACGGUCGCGAAAGAUCAUGUAGGCGACGACGUAUGGGAGGAGAAGCUGCGGGCGGCACUGCAGACCUGCGAUGUCUUGUUCAGUUGUACGCCUGCCACAGAGCCGAAUUUCCCGGCUUCAUAUCUACAACCGUUCCGGCAACGGUUCAUCUCGCUGAUCGGCUCGUAUAAGCCGCAUAUGCGGGAGAUUGAUACGGAGACAUUGCUCUCUGGCGGUGGGAAAGUCUACGUGGACUUGAAGGAGGCGUGUUUGGAGGAGUCGGGCGAGUUGAUUCUGGCCGAGGUGAAGGAAGAGCAGUUGAUUGAAGUUGGUGAGUUGUAUGGGAAGUUAGGUAGGGAAGUGCCGGUGGAGGUACCCCAGGGGUGCAAUGUGGUAUUUAAAUGUGUGGGCAUGGGGAUAAUGGAUCUGGUCAUCGGAAACAAGCUGUUGGAUGUUGGACGGGAGAGGGGAAUUGGCAUGGAAGUAGAUGGCUUUUGAAGCGAUGGCGUGUUGACGGUGGAAUUAGAUAUUGUGACCAAAUGACUGGCUUGAUCGUAAUCAAUCAGUUACUUGCAGACAAUUCAAC